Messenger RNA from Triticum turgidum subsp. durum (durum wheat), 384 nucleotides. The record is from the annotation of a GenBank genome assembly. NCBI's taxonomy places the organism in Eukaryota, Viridiplantae, Streptophyta, Magnoliopsida, Poales, Poaceae.
AUGGCGGAUCCUGUUAGCAUUACUGCUGCUGUAGGAUGGGGCGUAACCGCAGUAGGUUGGCUCGCCUCACCCAUCAUUCCUAGGCUCCUCAACAAAGCUUUCACCGUCCUGGAUUUCAACGCGACGGAGAAGCUGAAGAUAAUUGAUAUGCAAGUUUUACAACUGCAGCGGGUGAUGGAAGUAGUCGACGAGAGCACCUACAGGGCUCGCUUGGAGCCACUGUUAGACAAGCUUAGGUCUGCUCUCUACGAGGCCGAAGACAUCUUGGAUGAUGUUGAGUAUCAGGGCCUCAAGAAGCAGACCCGAGAUGCCAAGUCAUCCGGCAGUAAGAUGGAUUCACUGAAGAAGACUCUUUGGUCUGCCAUGCCAAGAUAUCCCUCCUAA